UAACACAAAACAUAUGCUUGUACCUGUUCUUCACAUACAUUUGUGGGUUCAACAUAGACGUGAGAAAUACAGUUUACUUGUCAGAAUAGUAGUUGCAUAGUUAUUUACAGUUGUGGGUUUAAAUGUGAAGAGCUUUACACACGCACGCACUCCCAUUAUGCAUGUUUCUGUGGCCUGUAGAUUCACUUCUGAUAGCUGUUGUGGUUUUCCUGUGAACAGUUUCUGCUACUUGGUCAACGUCUGCAGUCACACACUCAGGUAUCUGCUUUAACAGCUUCAUCAUGGCUGGACGCCUGUUGUUCAUCAUCCUCAUGUGUUCCUUUCAUAAGAUUCAAGUACAAGGUCAAAGACCAGAGUUGAGCGGUCAUCAUACUGAAGAUGAUUAUAUCUUCACUUGUUCUCUGCCUGCAUCUGUGGAACAUGAUACAACAUGUUACCUGUACUGUGGAGAAGAGAGUCGUCCAGUAGUAACAGCUAAAACCUGGAAGACAAGGAGCUCAAAAACCAACCAGCUGUUCUGUCUGUUUACUGUUCAGACUAAUGAUUUGUAGAGGCAUCUAUGCUCAGUUCAACAAAAGGAUGUCAGCUGUGAUUACAGACUGGAAUAUGAAGUCAACUCAACUCUGUCUCUGGCUCCUCGUAGUGAUAGAUACAACCUGAGAGACUUUUUCCAAAACGAAUCAAAUGGAAGACGAUGUGUGACCACAAUGACCACAGGAAGUUCAGCUGUUAACAUGUCAAGAGACACCACUCCUACCACCUCUGACAACGAGAUAUCAGGAUCAGUUACUUCCAGUCUCCGCCCUACAACUAGUGUGACCACUGCUGCUGAAAUAACUGCAGACUUCACACCAGAAGACAACAACAUUCCUGAAAGGUCAAAAUGGGAACUGCUAGUAGUUGUGUCUUGUCUUGGAGCAGCUGUGGUUGUGAUCUUAGGGGUACUGGUACUUCUUGGAACCAAAAGAAGAAGAGAUGAUGGAAAGUAUUUGGCUGGCUUUGAUGAAACCUACAGUAUUGUCACCUAUGAGUUCACAAAUGUUUCUGCUACUUGGUCAACGUCUGCAGUCACACACUCAGGUAUCUGCUUUAACAGCUUCAUCAUGGCUGGACGCCUGUUGUUCAUCAUCCUCAUGUGUUCCUUUCAUAAGAUUCAAGUACAAGGUCAAAGACCUGAUUUGAGCGUUCAACAUACUGAAGAUGUUUAUAUCUUCACUUGUUCUCUACCUGCGUCUGUGGAAAAUAAUACAACAUGUAACCUGUACUUUGGAGAAGAGAGUCGUCCAGUAGUAACAGCUAAAACCUGGAAGACAAGGAGCUCAAAAACCAACCAGUUGUUCUGUCUGUUGACUAUUAAGACUUAUGAUUUGUGGAGACAUCUAUGCUCAGUUCAACAAAAGGAGGCCAGCUGUGAUUACAAACUGGAAUAUGAAGUCAACUCAACUCUGUCUCUGGCUCCUCAUAGUGAUAGAUACAACCUGAGUGACUUUUUCCAAAAAGAAUCAAAUGAAAGACGACGUGUGACCACGAUGACCACAGGAAGAUCAGCUGUUAACAUGUCAAGAGACACCACUCCUCCCAAACUCUGACAAUGAGAUAUCAGACUCGACUGCUUCAA
Mugil cephalus (flathead mullet) is the source of this 1618-nucleotide messenger RNA. RefSeq lists its product as uncharacterized. Lineage: Eukaryota; Metazoa; Chordata; Actinopteri; Mugiliformes; Mugilidae. Bases 708 to 1589 code for a protein of 293 amino acids. The transcript has 15 exons. The record is from RefSeq and is a predicted model, not a curated record.